Molecule: messenger RNA, 3122 nt
Organism: Engraulis encrasicolus (European anchovy)
Lineage: Eukaryota; Metazoa; Chordata; Actinopteri; Clupeiformes; Engraulidae
Gene: msl1a
Product: MSL complex subunit 1a
Exons: 9
Coding region: 200-2143 (647 amino acids)
Cellular component (GO): MSL complex
Molecular function (GO): chromatin binding
Source: RefSeq, a predicted model, not a curated record
UAUGAACGCCUUCAGAAGACGGUUAACGCAUGCGCAGUAUAUAGUAUUUUAAAGAAAAUCCGAAACUAGGGCAUGACGGAGAUAGGUAUGACAAUGGACCCCGUAGGGGGUGUGACCAAGUCCAGUUGUUUCCUGCGUGCCACUCGCGUCCAGCCAGCGCGCCGCGGCUGCUGGUGUUGAUCAGGCCUCCCUGGUGACUAUGAGAUCCACCCUGUUGACCAGUGGAGGGCUUCACCAGGGCACGGGUACAGCAGGUGCACUUGACCACCUGGGUCUCACCAAGGCAGCCGUAGAGGAGCUUCUGUCCGGACAGCAGCAGCAGCAGGAGGAAGAGGAGGAGGAGGGGGAAAAGGAAGAGGAAGCAGCCGCCUGCCACUUCAUCCACCACUCUCUGCCCAACCUCAUCAGCUCCAUCCAGCACACACCACCACCACACGAGCACACAGCACCACACGAGCACACAGCACCACACGAGCACAGCCAGAGUGGGCCAGUGCUGCGCAACAAGAACAGGCCGCACACCCGGACGUUUCCGCUCUCGUGCCAACACCCACCGGGCGGCCAGCCGGGAGGAGGAGGGCAGCAGCAGACGACGACGAGCCCCAUUUUUGGAGGGGAGGGGCGCUUGGGAGGGCUUUUGGGGAGCUUCGGGGGAACCCUGACGUCGCCCGUCUCCUGCACGCAGAUGGGGGGCGAGGGAAUCCUCGCGAGAAGCAAGUCACUGUUCGGACACGCCAACAAGAAUAUGGGGAAGAUGGACCCUGCGGUCUCCAACGGCAGCAACAAGCAGCCGCGGGAGGCGGACGAGGUGCGCAGCGUGGUGACUGCGGCAGCGGCCGCAGCGGGGGGGCUGGGCGGGCUCCUGGGGGGGCUGCCAAUGCCAUCGCCCGAGCCCUGCGCCCCUGCCCCACAUGCUGAGGGCAAGCGGCGGAACCUGCGCAAGGCGGGCCCUGGCCACGGGGUGGUGCAGACCAGCUGCAUACGGCAGAUCCUGCUGCUACAGCUGGAGCUCAUCGAGCAGCAACAGCAGCAGUUGCAGUUCAAGAACAAUGAGAUCGACGCACUCAAGGAGGAGAAGGAGAUGUUGAUGACGCGCAUCGAUCGUAUGGAGAGGGCGCUACAGCACACAACGUCAUCCAAGAAGAGAAACUCCAGAAAUAACAACAACAGCAGUAGCAGCACUGAGCCACACGUGCCUCCAGCACAGACCACCUCCACAUCCGCACGCCGGAAAGAACCAGAACCACCAGGGGAGACAAGCGAGGAACUGGUGGCCGUGUCCAAACCUCCGUUUUUUGGAAGAGGGGGUAAAGGCCAAAAAAGAAGCUUCGUGUGCCAGCAGGAGCCCCGCACACCUGGCCGAGCACGCCGCACCACCACCACCACCACUGCGGCCGCACCCCUCGUCAUCUACAAGGAGGAGGAGGAGACAGAGGAUGAGGAAGAUGAGGAUGCGGAGGACGACGACGAAGAGGAGGGGGAGAGCACAGAGCACGAGUCAUUCAGCAUCCCCAGCUCCUCUCCCAGCUCCCUGGAGUCAGAGGUGGUGGGGCAGCAGCAGCAGCAGCAGCAGCAGCAGCCUCCCGUGCCCGCGCUGCCCUACCUGGCCACCACAGACAUGUACCUAUGCUGCUGGCAGCCCCCGCCACCCGCCGCCUCCCCCUGCUGGGAACCCUCGCCAUCGCAGGAAGACAAUGUCGAAUUGCCUUCCUGGAGGGAGAACACGGUGCCCCCCCUAUCGAAGGAGGAGAUGGCCAGUGUUACAGAGAGCGUGGAGGACGCAGCGUACCGGAAGAGGCACCUGAAGCUGGAGACGGACGAGAAGCGGAGGAAGAGAUGGGACAUCCAGCGAAUCCGUGAGCAGCGUAUCCUGCUGCGCUUGCAGCAGCGAAUGGAGAAGAAGAAGGGGCCGGUCCCUGAGCCCGAGCCCCAGCUCAUGUCCUUCUACCCCGAGGCAGACGAAGUUGAAUCCAUCAUGGUCACCGAAUUCCUGCCAGUGGUGGCAUUUGGUAGACCUCUGCCAAGCAUGAAGCCACAGAACUUUGAACUUCCGUGGCUGUACGAGCGCGAGCGCGUGCGGAGCCGUACGGAGGUUCCGGAGAAGAAGAAGAAAAAGACGCCGCACAGAACGUGCCGGAAGUGAGACGGCGGCACCCCACAGCACUUAGAGCCAAUCGGACAGAGCGGAAUCCCCUGAGAAUGGGAAACCCUGCGUCCUGUCCUGUCUUCUCUCUUCCGUUCACUUUUGAUACAGGACAUGCUGGACAAUUCACAAUAGCCUGGAAUGAGCAUAGAGAAUGUAGGGAUUUGGGGGGUGGGGGGGUGUAAUGCAUAGAACAUGUGACCUACGAGGUUCGGGUCUGGGUUUUUGUUUUGUUUUGUUUUUGUGGAAGAGGGUCGGUUAGGUUUGGGUGGUUGUGGGAUCCUAAACAUGUGACUGGCGAGGGACACAGGGAUGGGAAGACAUGGGUGGACGGGCGGGCGGGGGGCUCCAGGUCAGCAAUGAGGACUAUUAGGGAACCCCCUUCUUCUUUUUUAGCUCUGUAGAGACAUUACUGCCUUGUAAAAAUCUGCCCCAUCCUCCUCAGCUUCAGCAGAAGUGCCCUCAUAACAAAGAAACCACCCGCCCCAAGCCUAGCCCCAGCUCAAGCUUACUUUUGCUGAACUCGCUGUAUAGGGGACAUUUUUAUUAUUAUUAUUAUUUUAUUUUUGUUCUAAUUUUUAAUUUACCUCUCAAGCAGUGCAGAAUGUAUAUGUUUAAGUUCUUUGUUGGCAGUUUUGCAAAGCUUAUUUGUGUCAUAUACAAGUACGCGUAUACUAUAUGCCAGGCCUACCCACUUACCUCUCGUCGCAAGAGGGACGACAAGAACAACACAGAGGACUUGGGAGGUUGUUGUUUAAAAAAAAAGAAGAAGAACAAUGUCAUAUCAUUGUGGUAUAUGAAGAUGUGUUUGACUCCUGUCAUUCUUCUCUUCUUUAGUUGUUAGGAGGUUCUGUUCAAAUGUACAAAAAAGAUUGAUAAUCAUUUGUUGUAAAAAGAAGAAAUGUUAUGUUAUUAAAAAAACAUGUCAGAAUUAUUCUUAAAAAGUUAUUCUAAAUAAUUAAACUUGUUAACAACUGAA